Humulus lupulus (European hop) is the source of this 670-nucleotide messenger RNA. RefSeq names its product disease resistance protein RPV1-like. Bases 1 to 609 code for a protein of 202 amino acids. The transcript has 2 exons. The record is from RefSeq and is a predicted model, not a curated record. NCBI's taxonomy places the organism in Eukaryota, Viridiplantae, Streptophyta, Magnoliopsida, Rosales, Cannabaceae. Gene Ontology annotation, biological process: signal transduction.
AUGGACAAAAGAAAUGGGGUCGGGGUCGGAGUCGGAGUUGGAGUUGGAGUCGCAGUCGGAGUUGGAGUCGGAGUUGAUUUCGGUUUCGGUUUCGGUUUCAGCAAAGUUGAUGUGUUCUUGAGUUUUAGAGGUGAGGACACUCGAAAAAACUUCAUGGGUCACUUGAGAGCUUCUCUGUCGGCCAAAGGAAUAAAAAGCUUCAUAGACGAUGAUCAAAUUGAAAGAGGUCGAUACAUAUCUACACAACUAAUCCAAGCCAUAGAAGAUUCAAGGUGUUCGAUCGUGAUUUUCUCGCCAAACUAUGCUUCGUCCACAUGGUGUUUAGAUGAACUCGUCAAAAUCAUGGACUGUAUGAAAACAAGAGGUCAAAUCGUGAUACCCAUAUUCUACAACGUCGAUCCAUCGGAAAUACGCAAACAGACGGGAAGUUUCGGCGAGUCACUUUCUGUACACGAACAGAAUCUUAAGGAUGAGGAGAUGGAAAGGAUUGAUCGGUGGAGGACUGCGUUGAAGGAAGUUACUGCUCUUGCUGGUUUGGAUAUACAAAACUACAGGUACAUAUAUAUAUAUAUAUAUAUAUACUUCAUUAAUGAAUUUGUUUUCCUUUGAAAUUUUAUUAAGAUAAUUUAGGUUAGUUUUAGGAUGAUUAUUAUUUAUUUUGGGAACCACC